This is a messenger RNA of Rattus rattus (black rat), 5082 nucleotides long. RefSeq names its product cullin 1 (gene Cul1). The record is from RefSeq and is a predicted model, not a curated record. Gene Ontology annotation, biological process: SCF-dependent proteasomal ubiquitin-dependent protein catabolic process; protein ubiquitination. The coding region runs from base 306 to 2639 and encodes 777 amino acids. The transcript is spliced from 22 exons. Gene Ontology annotation, cellular component: SCF ubiquitin ligase complex. Lineage: Eukaryota; Metazoa; Chordata; Mammalia; Rodentia; Muridae. Gene Ontology annotation, molecular function: ubiquitin protein ligase binding.
CAGGGGAGGAGGAGGAGGAGCGGGCGCCGUGUCGCACGCAGCUCCAGGCGGGGCAGCCCGGGCGCUGAGGGACGCGGCCAGACCUCGGCGGGCCCCGCGAGCACUACACGCCGCCCGAGCGUCGGGGGGCGCCCGGAGAUGCGGGUUUGCCUGCAAUGAGACUUUAAUCUCUACACUUAAAGAACAUUCUUUCUGAGCUGCUGUGAAUAAAUUUGGAAUGAUAUUGUCUAUUUUCAACUAAUGGAGAACUAGCUGCAUCUUGAACAAGGAUUGCUGUACUGGACAACUUCAGAACAUUGAUCAAAAUGUCAUCAAACAGAAGUCAGAAUCCUCAUGGACUGAAGCAGAUCGGUCUUGACCAGAUCUGGGAUGACCUCAGAGCUGGAAUUCAGCAAGUGUACACCAGACAAAGCAUGGCAAAGUCCAGAUACAUGGAGCUCUACACUCAUGUUUAUAACUACUGUACUAGUGUGCAUCAGUCCAACCAAGCCCGGGGUGCUGGAGUCCCUCCUUCCAAGUCAAAAAAGGGGCAGACUCCUGGGGGAGCUCAGUUUGUCGGCUUGGAGUUAUACAAGCGAUUGAAGGAGUUUUUGAAGAAUUACUUGACAAAUCUUCUUAAGGAUGGAGAAGAUUUAAUGGAUGAGAGUGUGCUGAAGUUCUACACUCAGCAGUGGGAAGAUUACCGAUUCUCCAGCAAAGUGCUGAAUGGAAUCUGUGCCUACCUCAAUAGACAUUGGGUUCGUCGCGAAUGUGAUGAAGGACGAAAAGGAAUAUAUGAAAUCUAUUCGCUUGCGUUGGUGACAUGGAGAGAUUGUUUGUUCAGGCCAUUGAAUAAACAGGUAACAAAUGCUGUUUUAAAACUGAUUGAGAAGGAAAGAAAUGGCGAAACCAUCAAUACAAGACUGAUUAGUGGAGUUGUACAAUCUUAUGUGGAAUUGGGACUGAAUGAAGAUGAUGCAUUUGCAAAGGGCCCUACGUUAACAGUGUAUAAAGAAUCCUUUGAAUCUCAAUUUUUGGCUGACACAGAGAGAUUUUAUACCAGAGAAAGUACUGAAUUCUUACAGCAGAACCCAGUUACUGAAUAUAUGAAAAAGGCUGAAGCUCGUCUGCUUGAGGAACAGCGGAGAGUUCAGGUUUAUCUCCAUGAGAGCACACAAGAUGAGCUAGCACGGAAAUGUGAGCAGGUCCUCAUUGAAAAACACUUGGAAAUUUUUCACACAGAGUUUCAGAAUUUGUUGGAUGCUGACAAGAAUGAAGAUUUGGGCCGCAUGUAUAAUCUUGUAUCUAGAAUUCAGGAUGGCCUAGGAGAAUUGAAAAAACUACUAGAGACACAUAUUCAUAAUCAGGGUCUUGCGGCAAUUGAGAAGUGUGGAGAAGCUGCUCUGAAUGACCCCAAGAUGUAUGUGCAGACAGUGCUGGAUGUUCAUAAAAAAUACAAUGCCCUGGUGAUGUCAGCAUUCAACAACGAUGCUGGCUUCGUGGCUGCACUUGAUAAGGCUUGUGGUCGCUUCAUAAACAACAAUGCAGUUACCAAAAUGGCCCAGUCAUCCAGUAAAUCCCCUGAGCUGCUUGCUCGGUACUGUGACUCCUUGUUGAAGAAAAGUUCUAAGAACCCAGAAGAGGCAGAACUAGAAGAUACCCUCAAUCAAGUGAUGGUGGUCUUCAAGUACAUCGAGGACAAAGAUGUAUUUCAGAAGUUCUAUGCAAAGAUGCUUGCCAAGAGACUGGUACAUCAGAACAGUGCGAGUGACGAUGCUGAAGCAAGCAUGAUCUCUAAAUUAAAGCAAGCUUGUGGUUUUGAGUACACUUCCAAACUCCAGCGAAUGUUUCAAGACAUUGGUGUAAGCAAAGAUCUAAAUGAACAGUUCAAAAAGCACCUGACGAAUUCAGAACCACUGGACUUGGACUUCAGUAUUCAGGUCCUGAGUUCCGGAUCAUGGCCCUUUCAGCAGUCUUGCACGUUUGCCUUGCCGUCAGAGUUGGAGCGCAGUUACCAGCGAUUUACAGCUUUCUACGCCAGCCGUCACAGUGGCAGAAAAUUGACAUGGUUGUAUCAACUGUCCAAAGGGGAACUAGUCACUAACUGCUUCAAAAACAGAUACACUUUGCAGGCGUCCACAUUCCAGAUGGCCAUCCUGCUUCAGUACAACACAGAAGACGCCUAUACUGUGCAGCAGCUGACCGACAGCACUCAGAUUAAAAUGGACAUUUUGGCACAAGUCCUACAGAUUUUACUGAAGUCAAAAUUGCUGGUCUUAGAAGAUGAAAAUGCCAAUGUUGAUGAGGUGGAAUUGAAGCCAGACACCUUAAUAAAGUUAUAUCUUGGUUAUAAAAAUAAGAAAUUGAGGGUUAAUAUCAAUGUACCAAUGAAAACUGAACAGAAGCAGGAACAAGAAACCACACACAAAAAUAUAGAGGAAGACCGCAAACUACUGAUUCAGGCGGCCAUCGUAAGAAUCAUGAAAAUGAGGAAGGUUCUGAAACACCAGCAGUUACUUGGUGAAGUCCUCACUCAGCUGUCCUCCAGGUUCAAACCUCGGGUCCCAGUGAUCAAGGUCCCUCCUAGUGAAGCUUUUCCAAGGAGGCUGCCAUAUUCACCCCAGGAUGUCCCCGGAAGGAGGGCCCAGGCCAGGGGUUGAAGGCUCUCAUCUUCCUCAGAUCCAGCCCAGCCCAGGGGCAUCCUCAGACCUCCAGGGACUCUGCCACAAGGCACUGCACCGACCUUUGCUCUCAAUCUCCAUUUCCUGGCUAAAGGGCAAGAGGAAUGCAGAGGAGGUGAUGGAAUGAAUCUUCAGUCUCAGCACUGUCACUUCACUCCUUGGUUCAUUCUCCUACUAAGGAAGCCCUCAGGGUUCUCAGCUUACUUACCCCUCUGCUAAAGUCUAAGCAAGUGAAAUUCUGAAGAGCCUGGCACUGAAUGCACUUCAGUUCCCAUGCUUUAUUUUGGGGUAGGGGACACAGUUGUACUUAAUCAAUUUCAGGCUUACACAUUAGGCAACUUAUUACGUACUACUAAGCCACAUUGUUAGCCCUUCACUUUGAGAUAGAAAUGUGUUUAAUUGGGCAGCCCUGGCUGGCCUCAAACUCGUGAUCUUGGUUCUGCCUCCCCAGCGCUGAUUGUAGGCAUGCUUCAUCACACCCCAUUCAUCCAUGUCUCGAGGUAUGUCUGCUUUUCACUUUUAAUAAUUAAGACUCUCCAUAUAUAAACUAGGUAGAAACCAACCACCCCGUGCUUUCCCUCCACCCGAAAGGAUAUUAGAAUUCCAGACAUCAUUUGAAAACUCCCCUAUUAAUUUGCAAACUGUGAAUCAUGCUCACAGCUUGCUUGUCCUCACAGUUCACUUGUUCAUUUUCAUACCUGAAACACAGUUAAAAAACAAAAGCACCGUGGGCCCACUUAACGAAUUUAUCUUAAAUCCAUGAAGAAUAGGGAAGAGGACAAGCAAGUUUGGCUGGGAUCUCUUCGAAUGUUCCGGGAUCAAAUGUGCUUUUAGGUAAGUACACAGGAUCUAGACAGCAGACUCAGCCAGGGCAGGGGCUAACCUCACAUUUUAGGUUGUUGGUAAGUGAAGUAUUGGUAUGCAUUCAUUCAGCUUCCUGCACUGCCGCCAUUCCUCCCUGCCACAAUGGAUUCUCGCCCUUCUAGAACCCAGAUAAGCUCUUUGUUCUGUAAAUCAACUUUUGGUUGUGGUUUAUCACAGCAAGAGAAAUAACAAUGUAGGGGCUAGGCAGACUACGAGUUCUAGGCCAGCUUAGGGUAUGUGGAAGACCUUGUCUCAAAAAUAAAUAAAAAUAAACAACAAAACACUUGGAAGGUCCAAAGGAAACUCUAAAUGGCAGUCCCAGUAUCUAGAAGUGAGCUCAAUGUGCACUAUAGGUAGGUUUCUGGUAGAUAAAAAAAUCAGCAUUCCUCAGGAACUUGUACAAAAUGAAUCAUUUCCUUAUGGUGGAAGAGACGUGAGAGCUCAUGCUGGCCUUUAGGCUCCCACAGUAUCACAAGUACCUAUUACACAUUCCAAAGUCCACACUAAUCAUUAGCCCAUCUCACCACCUCUAUCCUACACUGUCUCCAUCUCAUUCUCCUAACCCUGUGGUUCUUACUGUGUGCCCCACCCCCUUCUCAUUCUGCUAAUGCUUUUCUCAACUAUCUUCUCUAUUCUCUAUCCUCUAUUCUCCCCUUACAAAUAGGACUGGCCAUGUUCAGUUUACUUCCUCUCUCUGCAAUGGGCUCUUGCAGAUGCCUCUAGCUGUUCUCUCAUAUCUAUAACAAAAGCCAUACUGUGGGAUGGUCAUGUUAGUUUUAUAUAUCUACAAACCUGAAUUUCUACCCCAUACUAAUUUACUUCGUGAUGACAGGAUGACUGUAAAACUUUGGAUAAAAUCUAGGUUACACUCAAGUAUGCCCAAGUAUUUACCUUCCUGGGCCUUGAGUUGACACUGCCUCGGCAACUAAAACUUGAAGAAAAAAAAGCAGUGGAAAGAAGCAAGACCUAGAUUCAGGCGUCUACCCAUUCCCAAAGAGAUGAUUCUUAAUUAGCUUACCCUUACUGCUCUUGUUAAUGCUUCCCCAAGUCCCGGAGUGAAAAAAAGGACCAAAAUGGGGGCAAAACUGGCAACUACUAGAGUUUACCUUUUAAUCUAACAGUGUUGGUUUGCCUUCUUUAAAUUAAUGUUCCAGUGGUUAAGAGCACUUGACGUGUAGCCCUAAGACUAAGCAGACUAAGCCUCUCUUGCAUCUAUAAUCUCAGUGCUGUUGUGGGAGAGAAAAAGAGGGUCAUUAGGGCUGCCCCUUUACAUCUGAACUCUUUAUUGACUAUGUAUAGAUUCGUGAGAACGGGGACUCAGUCUUUAGCUGUGUAAUACACUUCUGAACCCAUUGAGUUCAAAAGGAUGGCUCUAAACCCAGUUGUAACACAAUCGUGGUGGGUCACAGAGCUAAAGGGAUAGACAUGAAUAUAAGAGUUUUCAUGGGCCUGGGAGUCAGAGUGAGGGUAAGGGUGAUCAGUUUGCAAAGAGUACAUAUGUGUAAAAAUGAAAAACUAUUUAAGUUGAGAAUAAAAAGGCAAUGUCUGUGUCUGGAAA